AUGGCCGCCCCGACCUCGGCCGGGGCCGCAUUGGCGUCUCAGAUUAAUUUAUCGGCGCUCUUCAGCCGUCUCUUGUCGGCGGCUCCUCCGAAGUUAGUCAUAGAACGCAGAACCAUAGAGAAGACAUGGAAGCUCAUGGACAAGGUAGUCAAACUGUGCCAACAGCAACGCAUGAGUCUGAAGAAUUCGCCACCUUUCAUCCUCGACAUCCUGCCAGACACGUACCAGCACUUGCGUGUCAUCUACUCGAAACACGAGAACGAGAUGGUGUUGCUAAACGACAACGAGUAUUUUCGGGAGUUCAUCUCGAACUUGAAUCGCAAAUGCAAACAAACCAUCAAAUUAUUCAAAGAGGGCAAGGAAAAAAUGUUCGACGAGCAAUCGCAAUACCGACGGAACCUCACGAAGCUCAGUCUCGUAUUCAGCCAUAUGCUUGCCGAGUUGAAGGCUAUCUAUCCUCAGGGCAUUUUCGGCGGCGACAACUACCGCAUCACGAAAAGCGACGCUGCCGAGUUCUGGAGUUCUCAUUUCGGGGAUAAGACCAUCGUUCCGUGGCGGCUGUUUCGACACACGCUCCACCAGGUGCACCCCAUCGGUUCGGGUUUGGAAGCGAUGGCUCUCAAGUCGACCAUCGACCUGACCUGCAACGAUUACAUAUCCAACUUUGAGUUCGACGUAUUCACGCGUCUAUUCCAACCCUGGUCGAGCCUACUUCGGAACUGGCAAAUUCUCGCUGUCACCCAUCCGGGCUACGUCGCCUUCCUCACUUACGACGAAGUCAAGGCUCGCCUGCAGAAAUAUAUCACCAAACCGGGCAGUUACGUAUUCCGGUUGAGCUGUACACGCUUAGGCCAGUGGGCCAUUGGUUAUGUGACGGCCGAAGGUACAAUUCUACAGACAAUUCCUCAGAACAAAUCACUCUGCCAAGCUCUUCUCGAUGGCUACAGGGAAGGCUUUUAUCUGUUUCCCGACGGACGAACCACGAACCCGGACCUUUCGUGGGCCGUCCAGGCGACACCCGAGGACCACAUCAAGGUCACCCAGGAACAGUACGAACUCUACUGUGAAAUGGGAUCCACCUUUCAGUUGUGUAAAAUCUGCGCGGAGAACGACAAAGAUAUUCGUAUUGAACCCUGCGGACACCUUCUGUGCACGGCCUGUCUCACGUCAUGGCAGGAUUCGGAAGGUGUGGGAUGCCCGUUCUGCCGAGCAGAAAUCAAGGGCACCGAACAAGUGGUGGUGGACCCCUUCGAAGGGAAGACCUUGCGGAGGUCAGAGGUGCGAGAAACUCAGCAUAAUAACUCGUUGGUUGACCUUGAAGACGACGAACCUUUUGAGGAUCCAACAACCUGGAUGUCAUCCCUUCACGCUCUGGCUGUGAAUCACACCGCUAAGCAACAGGACCCAAGUAAUCGAGCAAAUAGCCGUUCGCCGUUCGUAUCCCCCCACCAGAGUCCGACACUGGGUCGGAAAGCCUGCUUGACAUCGUCCACAAUCCCUUCUGUCGCUCCUCCCGUUCCCCCGCGGAGAACAUCCCCUAUAGCGACACCUAUACAAUCCCCGGAAGCUUCUCCGAGGCGUCACAGUCUCACCAAAGGCGAACAAUCGGAUUUGUUAGUUUUCGAUUCGCCCCCGGUGCCGGCGACACCCAUCGUAAAUGCACCCAGUCCCCCAACUCAAGCCCAACCACCGAACAAGGACGAUAACAGCACCUCCGUACAAUACUCCGAGCUUCAAAAGGUCAGCUCAUCUUCAACAAGUUCCUCAAACUGCGCAUCCCCAUCUUCCCAUCAACAACAACACCAUCAUCAUCAUCAUCAUCAAAUUCACGAGAACGACCAGCUACAACAACAGCAGCAGCAGCAGCAAGUGAUGUAUGCAGAGCUUGAACCGUUCGAGGCAUCGGAACCAAACUAUGCCAACACUCCUCUACCGGCCCAGAGGAACAACGUGCCUCGGAUCCCCGCCAAAUCGGCAUCGGAGGCGGUAGGACUCAGUCCAGUAUUGCCUCACGCACCGAAACUCGAGCGACGCAAUUCUUCAAACAACGGAACUUCGACGGGUUUGAGCGGCGGAAACAACGGAGUUGUUCCGUCGCAGCAAACUGCGGCCACCGGAACGAGCAGAACUGCGCUCGCUGUCAAACCCCUAGGUACGAGUUCGAUACAGAACAAUAAGGAAAACAAUGAUAAUAGGCUAGUCGACUAUGAAAAUCUUCGCAUGGACUACAUCGCCCAGCUGACAGGAGAGGGAUACAGUCAAGACGCUGUGAUUAGGGCUCUAGGAGUGGCUCGGAACGACCUUCCUAUGGCAAGAGAUAUUCUUUACGAAUUCGCUGCGAAACGCUCUCAGCAGACCAUGCAAGCCCAACAAGCUCGCGAUACAGCGAAGUAGGGAGGGGCCGGUCGGAAA
This is a messenger RNA of Galendromus occidentalis (western predatory mite), 2412 nucleotides long. Its product is annotated as E3 ubiquitin-protein ligase CBL-B-B-like. The record is from RefSeq and is a predicted model, not a curated record. The transcript has a single exon. Gene Ontology annotation, molecular function: ubiquitin protein ligase activity; SH3 domain binding; calcium ion binding. Gene Ontology annotation, cellular component: membrane raft; plasma membrane. Gene Ontology annotation, biological process: negative regulation of epidermal growth factor-activated receptor activity; cell surface receptor signaling pathway. The coding region runs from base 1 to 2394 and encodes 797 amino acids. Lineage: Eukaryota; Metazoa; Arthropoda; Arachnida; Mesostigmata; Phytoseiidae.